UCCAUUGUCACUUAUCACGGAACUAGAGCGCCUUUUGAUUCAUCUGUCUCUCUCGCCGGCCAUGCUUAACUCUCUGGCUAGGGUUUGAGAAUUCAUGCUUACUCCUGCGGCUAGACGCUGUUGAUCUCCAUGUUCGAGAGGGUCUGCUUGCAAGAUGUUGUUAAACCGGGGUUUUGAGUCUCUCUCUCUCUACGCAAUUCUCUGGCAUCGUUUGUGAUCAUGUCGGGCAAAAGGUAAUUCUAGUGGAGAGGCUGUGAAACGGCGAUUCUCCCAUUCUAUUGAAGUAGGGAGGGCUUCCUUGCCGAUUUAGGCUUUGGUUGGGGCUUUGGGGGUUUUUUUUCGGGUUUGCCAUUUGCAUCCGCCAGGGACCCGCCGGAGCUGCAUCUAAGAGUCUUAGCCGGAACUCCAGUUGCGAGUCAUAGUCUCAGUUUUGGGAUUUCGAGUGACAGUCUAUAUAAUCAAACAUCUGGGCAGCAAGAUGAGCACAAAAGUUGAUCAGACCACAGUGGCAAUUACUUCAUCCACUAGCAGCCCAAAGGUCACUAUGUUUGGAGCAAAGUCUGGAUUUGUUAUUCCAAAAAACAAAUUAUCAGGUUCGUUGGUUCCCAUCUUCCGAGGUGGUAAAAAGGCAGGAGGCAGUGAUGCAGCCGAUGAAGAAAGUGCCAAACAGGUUCAAAGAAAAACAAAAUGGGGCCUCGAUCUGACACAAGAUGCUGCUGUUAGAAGAGGAAAAGCCUUAGCUUAUCAGACUCGUUUGGAUCAAAUCACGCAACAGCUGAAGUCAGGAAUUCUAGAAACUGGGGACAGUCAAGAUUCAGCAGCUGAGGUUCUGGAUCAGGAGUCUUCUGGUCAGCAGAUUAAUAGUGAGAAACAUAAAAAGUUGGACCUUGAAAGACGGGAAGUUAUCGGUGAAAUACUAAAGUUAAAUCCAAGUUACAAGGCCCCGCCUGACUAUAAACCUGUAUUGAAAGAUGCCAGAGUUCCUGUCCCUGUCAAAGAAUAUCCUGGAUACAAUUUUAUUGGCCUAAUAUUUGGGCCCGGAAAUGACACUAUAAAGCGAUUAGAAAAGGAAACUGGAACCAGAAUACAAGUUUAUGGUACUAAAGCAGAUACAGGAGAGAAGGGUGAAAUUACAGCAUCUGACGGAACAGAAAUCCAGGGUGCUUAUGAAGAAUUGUAUGUUCAUGUAUCAGCUGACACGUUUGAGAAAGUUGAUGCUGUAGUGGCACUAGUUGAACUGCUUGUUACCCCAGUAUCAGGAAAUCCAGCAACUGUUUCUACGACAUCAACUUCAGUUUCUACAGAUAACACAAAUGUUCUCAAUCAGAGUCAGGGCUCACUUACCCCUUACACGAUCCCCACUACUGUGGCAAACCAGGGAGUGGUGCAACCAGCCACUGGGCUUGCUCAAAAUCCUCCCCAAAGUCGGUUUCAGCUACACCCCCAUCCUUGGAUCCCAACUGGCCCACCGCAUACUCCAAUUCAUCAAGCUUCUGGCUUCAUUCCUCCACCAAGUUCUUCAGUGCCAGUUCUUAACAGUCCUGCCCAUCUAGCUGCAUCGCCUUUUAGCCCUCCAAAUUUGCCUCCAUUGUUUGGGGCAUCAACUGCUCCAGCAGCUGGAUUUGGCUCAGCUAUCCAAAACCAAUCUCUUGCCUCUUCUAGGCCACCACAAUGGAUGCCAGUUAUGCGGCAUCCAUACAUACCUUUUACAGGUCCCUUGAGUCAAACUGGUCCACCAAGGAUUCCUUCCAUGCCAGUUCCGCAGCCAUCACCAGCUCAACAUACGGCUCCUGCUGUAUUUACUAGCGGCCAAAAUACACAACCAGCACCUCCUCUUUCGAGGCCAUUAAUGCCGUCACUUCACCCCCUUGUGUCAAAACAUCAUCAGGGAAUGCCACCUGAUCGGCCAAUUACCCCUGCUGGGAGCUCUUCCGGAUGGUCAGGACCUGCAGGCGCUCCAUCUUUAGGACCAACUAAUGCAGUACAUCCACCACCACCAGUAGUUCCACUGCAAGGGCCUCGUUCUGUAGCUUCACAACCUGUUCAUGCGUCAACAGCUCCAGCUAAUAUGUCAGCACCCAAUAUUGUUCCACCUCUAUCAUUUCCAUCCCAACCAUCUGGUCCCCACUCAUCCAGCACAUCUGCAAACCGGCCUCCUGCAGCCCCUGCAUCUUCUUCUUUGGUUCCAAUACCAGUACAAGUUCCCACGCCAGCACCAAGCCAGCCUCCAUUACCAGCCAUGCCAAUGCAUGCAGCAACUGCACGAGCAUCAGUAGUAAAUCCAUCACCAAACCCUCCACUGGGUUCCACACCACUUCGUUUACCAACUGCAUCCACAUCGUCAGCACCUCCUGUGCAAUCUGGAAUUCCAGGUUCUGUUUCUGGCAACUUACCAAGUUUCACACCCUUGAAACCCCCACCCAUAACAGCUCCAAGACCCCCACGCUCAAAUUCUGGUGAUUUUACCUUUCAGCCUGUCUCUACACACAGUCCAGCCUCGCAAGCAGUUCCUAGGCCAAGCAGCCAUCCCCCAACUCAGAGCACACACUCAAAAAUGAUGGUGCAACCUAUGCUGACACCUCAAGCACCAUCUUUCCAGCCAGCCAUGCCCGGUUCAGCUCCACCACCUGUCUUGCAAUCCUUCCCAAGGCCACCAGUUAGCAACCCAAGGGGUCAACCUCAAACUCAAGUGCCUCCCAUUACCUUCUCUGGAAACCGAAAUGCCGUCUCAGCUCCUCCCAGACUUCCAUCGUUUCCUGUUGUGCCUACCACUCCAGUUCCCAGGAUGAGAGCAAUGAACCCUAAUAAUCCGACUCCCCAAAUGCCUAAUUUGGGUGGUCCUUUUCCUCCCAGGCCAGUAAAUCACAUGCAACCUCGACAAAUUUAUCCAGCUCCUGUAAUCAGGCCAGAGAUUGCUAUUAAUCAACAGUUUCAGAACAAUCCCUCCUUUGCACCUGGGAAGCCAGCUUCUACUCCAUCUGGAGAACAGCAAAUAUAUGAUCCCUUCUCACCCACUUCUGUGUCUAAUCAGCCUCAGCAGGUUGGUAAUCCGACAAAGGCGAGAAAACAGGAAAAUGAUCCAGAAUAUGAGGAUUUAAUGGCCUCAGUUGGAGUAAGAUAAUUUGGAGCCUGCAGCUUGUUGGCUUUUACUGAGAACUUAUGAGACCCAAAAAGGGAAAUGUUAUAUGCUUUUAGAGAUUAAAUUUACCUCAUUUCUUUGGAAAACAUGAAAAUUUCAGUGCUACGCUUAUUGAUUGUAUUUCUUUCUUCAAGUCUUUUCCCAAGCUGAAUUUAGAAACUGGCAUUUUCCAUAUUUAAUGAAAAGUGCCCAGCUUCCUGUC
Molecule: messenger RNA, 3341 nt
Organism: Malania oleifera
Lineage: Eukaryota; Viridiplantae; Streptophyta; Magnoliopsida; Santalales; Ximeniaceae
Exons: 9
Coding region: 479-3121 (880 amino acids)
Biological process (GO): regulation of mRNA splicing, via spliceosome
Cellular component (GO): nucleus
Molecular function (GO): mRNA binding
Source: RefSeq, a predicted model, not a curated record